CUGCUCUCGCUCCCUCCCUCCCCCCUCCUUCAGCCCAGCAGUGGUACGCUCCGUGUUGGACGCGUUCAGCUCAUUGACCGGCGGACAAUCCUCAUCAGUACCACCAGAGCCCCCGGAGCCUCCGACAAGUCGGCCCUUCAUUCCACCCCACAAAGCGAGCAGCCGCCUCCAACCUCCCCGUCCGGCCAUGAAACAGACUCUGAGCGAACUGAUGAGGAUGAGCAGGAUUUGCCGCAUGGUUUUUGCCACUUGUUUGGGAUCCUUUAUUCUGGUCAUCUUUUAUUUCCAAAGUAUGUUCCAACCAGUCAUGCGGAGGAACCCCUUCAUGGUGGACGGCUGCUGUAGGAAAGGUUCCCGCAAUGCCCUGCAGGAGCUCUACAACCCCACACAGACGGAUUUGUCAGGAGCUGCCGUCCUCCACCAGGCAAGGAGGGAUCAGGUAGUAGAUGCCUGUCGGGUCUACAGUGCGUCCAGUCGCAAGCGGAGAGUCCUGACGCCCGGAGACCUCAAGCAUCUUGUCGUGGAUGAGGAUCAUGAGCUAAUCUACUGCUAUGUCCCCAAGGUGGCCUGUACCAACUGGAAGCGUGUCAUGAUGGUGCUCACAGGGCGGGGUAAAUACAGUGACCCAAUGGAAAUCCCUUCCAAUGAAGCCCAUGUUCCAUCCAACCUAAAGACACUGAACCAGUACAGCAUUGCCGAGAUCAAUCACCGCCUCAAGAACUACCUCAAGUUUCUCUUCGUUCGUGAGCCUUUCGAGAGGCUGGUCUCCGCAUACCGCAACAAGUUCACCCUCAAGUACAACUCGUCCUUCCACAAGCGCUUCGGCACCCGCAUAGUCCGGCGCUACCGCAAGAACGCCACGCAGGAUGCCUUGCUCAACGGCGCCGACGUCAAAUUCAAAGAAUUUGCAGAGUAUCUGGUGGACCCGGCGACGCUGCGCGAUGGCCCUCUCAACGAGCACUGGCAGACAGUUUACCAGCUUUGCCACCCAUGUCACAUCCAUUACGACAUGGUGGGCAAGUACGAGACCCUGGAGGAGGAUGCAAACUAUGUCUUGCGGCUGGCGGGUGUCGGUGACUCCCUGCGCUUCCCGAGCUACGCCAAGUCCACCCGCACCACAGAUGCCAUGACGGCUCAGUUCUUCAGCAAUAUCAGCACUCAACAGCAGAUCCAACUCUACCAGCUUUACAAGUUGGACUUCCUCAUGUUCAACUACUCCAUACCCAGCUACCUGCGGCUGGACUAAAGGAGGACAGAGCAGGGACUCUGAGAUCGGCUGCCUCGUUCAGAGAGAAGGCACAAAAUGAGUGAAGGGCAGAAUUUAUUGGAGCAAACUUGAUUUAAAAACUGUUGUUGUACCUUACAGGCGUGGAGUCUGAAAUUGAUAUGUAAACAGGUGCUGAAAGAUUGAGGUAAUACGUGCUUUUCUGGGCAUAAGCCUGAGUAUGUCCAAUCAGCAGAUACAGAGAGCACCAAUUGGAUGAGAAUGUGACCCAAAUGGACCAAACGCAUGCAAAGACUUGAAUGUGUGGGUGAAGCAGGUCUUCAAAGUGUUUAAAAAAGGGGGACGUAUCGUCAGAGGACGGACUUGAAGAGGGAUUCUCCGGAUGGUGUUCCCUACAUGUUUAAACAAACUGCUGACAAAUUAGGCUGCUUCAAAUUCUGCAAAGCAAACAGCGGCCUCGCACGCGCCCUGACCCCAAUGCAUCGUGGGAGCUAAGCUUAUCUCCCCAACCCACCCCCAAUCAAUAGAGAAACUCCGUCAAAUUGUAAAACACAGUUCAUGUCCUUCGCUGCUCAGUCACCGCAGUGAGUUAGUGCUCAUUACCCUUGCCCUCAUUAGGUUCAUACAUUUCAGAGGGAAAUUGGCUCAUUAUGGACUCAAGGAUGCCCUGUAAUUGAUAGCUACUGAUUUCAAUCUCAACACCUCUACAGCUGUAACUGUGGUGGUGUAGCGUUCAGCCAACACUUUUAGCAAAGGAAGUUCUCACUGGUAUCUAUCAUCAUGACGCUGGAAGAAAGGAUCUCUUGUGUUACACCCCCGAGGACCCUGUGAAUUUAGACAUUCCUGCUGCAGCAGUGAAGUAUGGAAGUGCUUAAUAAAUCAUCGCCUGUAACACCAAACAUCCUUAACGCUUCGAGCUACAGGACGUGGAUGAGAAGAUAUGGGACACGUUCAGGUGGUCAGGUGCACCGGCUGUAGGCGACAAGUCUGCCGCUGAGCUGAAAGAAAAGGAACAGCCUGCGUGGUUGUGGAAAGGGUUAAAGGCACUGGAUCUCAUAAUCGCCAUGCCCCGCACAGGAGCUCAGUGGACACACAGGGGGGCUGCACACACACACACACACACACACACACACACACACACACAAGGCCCCUGCUCCAACAACCAAACAUGUCUUUCAGUAAUUUAAUAUUAUCCUUUUGUCUUCAUGUUUAUUUUUAUUGUGAUUAUGAAUCAUUGCUGCGAGCAGCAAUAACUGAAGAUUAUUUAAUUUGCUUUGUUAGUUAAACUAAGAGAGAAAGAUUUACUUUUUUUUUUUUUUCCUGAGCUGGUGAACCUUUUUUAGGACAUUUUGAACGAGUCGUACUGUUGUUGAGAGUUUGGUUUAUCAUGCUGGCUUCUCUUUUGCCUCUGUAUCAGUGCUUUUCCUUUCUGAAGGGUGCGCGGGACACUCAAGUCCACGGCUUUGUCCUUCUGUGCCUGAGAUUUAUGGGUUAUUUUCCGUUUCCUGUUGUCAUACAUUGGGUGCCAAAAUGGCUGAGAGCCUCAGAGAUAACAUCAGUCAGUGUUCGGCGCACAUCGCUGCCACUGAGCACGUUCACAAGGAGAUACCCGCACCCACUCACACAGCCUGAACUGAAGUAGAUGCUUCUCUCUACUGUACAUAUCAACAAUCAACUGUCCAUAUCACAGGGUCACAGACUGUAUCUCAUACUGUAAUGCGAUUAAUGAAAGCGAUGCAAAGUAGUGUCAAGGUUAAUAGCAGCGCUCGGCAUCACACUGUCAGUUGGAUCACAGGCUGUUUUGUAAGCAUUAGAUAGGUGGAGGUAGGCAGAGGUAGAGGAGUGAAAGGCCUGCCUCACACUAUUGAGGGAGAGAGUUUUUUCUAUACGCCUUUUAAAGCCGCCCCAAAGUAAAAGAGAAAAACUGCCUGAACUAGAAUCAUUAUUAUCAAUAUACAAAACCCCAGUAUGAAAAUACAUUGUAGGUGUUCUGCUGAAAAUGAUCACAUCUGACUCACCAGUUAGUGAUGCAACUGAUAUGUUUGGAUUGUCAGAUUGUAAAGCAGGCUUCAAAAAGGCCCAGGUUUUAUAUGAGGCAACUGUUACUCUGAAAUAUGGAAACACGCACCACUAAAGCACACUGCCAACUGAUGAUGAGGGGUCCUAAGGGUGGAUUACUCUAUGUACUACCUGAUCUUGAAAGGGUCCUGUAUUGCGACUCCCCUGAGAUUCUUGACCCUUAGGCGGCUCCGUUGUCAAAUUUUUUAAUUAUUAUGAAUUAAUUUGCAAUAAGAGAGAAAUAUGCACUACUUAAGCACACGCGGUGUCAAGUGUAUCACACAGAAGCCUUGCUUGUUACCGUGUAUCAGUUGGGAUUGGCUCUAGACGCCUGCAGCGACCUAAAAAGGAGAGUAGGAAUAGCUAAUGGAUGCAUGAUUAGCUCUGGGUAGUUCUGGUGUAUUACCUGCUCUUAGUGCUCAGUUGUGUCACAUUCACUUAGAUGGCUUACCAUCUCAAAUUUGUCUCCACAGGACCUAACCCUUACCCUAAUUGUAUCGUUAGUGUAGCCUAUUCCAUUAAAAUGAGUGCACAAACAGUCUGAUUUAAAUGUGGCUUUGCUACCCUAUUUAAAGAGGCAUUCCGUUUUUUGUUGCGUGACUUCGCCUAAAAGGUUAUUUCAGCCUUAGCUAUCUUUUUUUAAACAUUGCAAACGUACAACCCAAGGUCUGCAUUGCUAGCCUAUAAACUGUCUCUGAUGGCUGUAGCGCUAGACUGAACGUGCGUCUACAUGCACAGAAGGGUUUUAAACGAGAGAACAGCCCACGCGCAAACAUCUGGCUUUAAUGAAGUAAAGAAGCUACUGACUUGGCCUGCAGCCCCGGCCCUGGUGCGACCACAGAAACAAUGGCUAUAUUCUCAGGACGACCUCCUCCUGGGUCAGCCACACAAAAACACACACAGAAUUGGCCUACACGUUAGCGCUCCCGCUGAUGUUAAUGCCACGCGGCAUCUUACUCAGCAGUCGUAGGUAGGUAGGUAGAGGCACAGGCACAGUUUCCCCGGCCGAGGCGUAAACUGCUCAUUUAGGCCCUAGAACGAAAGAUGAAUGAUACACAAAGGACCUCUCAGCCUGCAAACAAGCCAUUACAGAGGCCUGUCCUCUCCUUGCCCCAUUUCGUUCACUGCUCUAAAGUUGCCUCCUUUUUUCUGUUCUUUUUUUAACAGAAGCAAGUCAGAGCACAUGAUCCCUACUGUCCAUGCAGGAAAAGGACAGCUUGCUUAAACAAACAGAGCUGCUGUCGAAAAAAAAAUACCCACAGGGAAUCAAGCAAAGACUGAGAGGCCCCCGCUGAGUCUUUGCCUGUGAUAAAACGGAAGCAGCCUCGUUUCCAGUGUUUUUGUCUCUAUUCUUAACUCCCUGAAUUCAGUCCUGUUCACUGCUCACUGUGUUUGCAUUCAAGCAAAUGGCUCCAUUCAUGCUGUUUUUGAACGAUGUCUACUGUUAGACUGAACUACAUAUUUGCUGUUUUGCUGAAAGGAACACAGGAAAUCUUCUGAACAUAUCCAGUGUUUUUCUUUAAAGGACAAGUCAGUAAUGUGAUUUGUACUCAGACUUUUGCUACUGACGCUUAGAUAAAAACAUGUAAAUACAGUGCAGAAUAAUGUCAAUCUGGGAAAUGCAACUGAAAGCAAAGGACAUUUUGGGUGCUUUCACACCGAUGUGUCCCUCAAUGCUGCAUUCUUGCAAAAUGUUUCAGGAUUGGUCAAAAUUUUGCAAGGGAAAAUUAAGUUUCAGGAAAUCAGGAAAUGGAACAUCAGCUUCAAGUCUCGAAGCUUUGAUCAAGCUUCACAUUGCUAAUGAACUGCUCCGAGACAGAUUACAGUCAGGCUGAGACCACCCACUCUAACCAGGCUCACCUCAGUUCAUUAGCUCCAGAACCGAGUGUGAUUGCUGUGUUGACACAAACAAAAACAAACUGACCCAAGGAAUAAAUGCUCCUGGUUUCAAAACAAUGACCUCCGUGUGAAAGCACCCAAAAACAUUUGGUACCACUUGUCUGUUUUCAGCUACGAGAGCCAGCUUAGCUUAGCAUAGUAUAACAACAGGAAACGGAAGAGCUCGCUGAACUGUACCAAGGAUGAACAAGGCUAAUGCUGAUUUCAAUAGGCUAAAAUUGUCAAUGCCAGUAUGGCGAUAACAAGUAACAAAUGAGAUAGUCUUACCUCAGCAUAUUAGCUUCCUAAUAUCCAUUACUUUACACAGAACAUAAUUUACUGCUGAUGAAAAUAUUGAACAAACCAAGUAAAUUGGCAUUCAAUUGGGUAGCUACAACCUCAUCUAAUGGCACAUUUAAAGUUCAUGUUUGCUGUUUUCUAUUGUUUAAACCUUUAUGCUAAGUUAAGCUACGCUAACCUGCUGCUAGCCGUGCAUAUCUCACAGAUGUGGUAUAAAUUUAUCUAAUCUGUCAGCAAGCAAGCAAAACAGUGCAUUCUCUAAAGCUGUAACUGAAAAAAAUGUUUAUUUAAACUGUCUUAUAGUGUUACAAAUAUGUAUAUAGUUUCAGGGGGUUUCACUUUUGUUCCUUUCAGCAGAGUAUUUCUUAACACAUUUGAGCAGAAAUCACAUCACACCUCACAUCAUUGGCACAGAGGGACAAAGCCAGAAACUUUUCUUAUAUUCCUCCUCUGCCUGUGUCUUGUUGGGCGUAUCUAUGGUCCCAGCGCAGGACAUUUUUGUACAGUGUGGACACGAUGUCAUUCAUUCUGCUGUUUUUGAGCUGUCAGGUUCGAUGUGAUACGACAGGCUGCCUCGCACGCACGUACACGCGGACACACAUCACUGCUGCUGUGUGGCGCUCUUGUUUCGCUGUGCCUUUCAUUCACGGCGGCACAGAGACAUUGAAGAAAAAAAAAAAAAAGAGGCAGAGCAGCUUUCCCCCACAGUCGGCUGGGCUGUCAGGACAAUGGUUCUGUUAUCAGCUAAAAAAAAAAAAAUAACUGGGACAAUUCGAGAGUUUUGAGUUCAACCCGAGAAAUAAUGGCAGGAGAUGUGUGGAACAUGCAAAAUUAGCCUCCAAACUACAAAUGUGAAAUGAUAAAUUCAUAAAUUACACAUCACAUUAUACAGACCUAGGUACUUCCUUUAGCUACUGACAGAUCAUGGGUUCAUAUUUUGGAUUUGCCAAACUAGUUGACAGCGCAAAAAACUAAAAGAGUCUUCCAUUUUUUACAGUGUAAACAUUUAUUAUUAGCUUCUGUUGUCUUCUACGUAGAUUUUUCAUGACAACGGAGACAUAAAACAACAAAAACUCCAACAGGAACCAUCCAAGUUCACGCCAAAGUGACAAAACUUUUAGGUCAGUGUCUACAUGUACAGGCGUGUUUUCAAUUCCAAGAGAACUCAAUUUACACUCUUCAAAUUCACUGCUCACAUGGCACACCACAGUACUUGCCGGCAUACAUGUUCUCACUCCAAAAUCACACAAUUGAGCACCUGCAGAGGCUCCAGCCACAAUUGGAAAGAGCUCCUAUGUGGUAGAAAACCAUUUCUGGUAACACACAAUUUGGAUUUCAUUAUUCAACACUUAUUUGAUACUGAGAAAAAAAAUGCAUAAAGCCCAUCCAGAAAAAAUUGGUUGGCAAUAUUUACUGGAGCAUUUGCUGGAGCUGGAGCAUGUGGCCUUGAGUUCCCAAUGGAUAGACUUCAGAUCAACUUUCCGCUAAAAACAAUCUAGCUAGGCUAAAGAAUCUCUUCUGUUCGUUGUACUCGUGACAAUGACAAUAAAGAUCUAUCUAUCUAUCUAUCUAACAUCCACUCAGCAUAAAAUGGAACAAAUGUCUCAAAACCUGACAAACAUCUUAAUUAAAAUUAAAGAACAUAAUUUCAGCUUAUUACAACAUCAUAUUUUUUGCUUCCAUAUGCCAGUUUGCUGCCACCAACAUCGCCACAACAGAACAGUGAUACACAAGCUGUCACAGAAUCAAACUCAAUCAAACUCAGCUGAAACCUCCAACUGCUCAUGUUAAGCCAUUAAAGUACUUUAGAAACAGCUAAGCAACCUAAAUGCCAUUUUCCUAACCAGCUAGCUAGCUAGCUAAAAAACUGAUGGAAACAGCACAAAGACGACACUGACCCAGAUGCUGUUGUGAGAUUGUUUACAGAAAUACCCGAUAUAAGGACACAUUUAUUUAGUUCUUAUGAAAAAUGGAAGGUUUGAGUUUCUUCAGAGAGGAUCGUGGCUGUUAGCAAAUGGUUUGUUGAAAGUAUUUUAACUGCAGCUAUGCAGAAGUGUCACUUGAAGUGUGUGGCCAUUCAAAAUAGAGCGCUUGUUCAGUUCAGCGGUAUAACAGUUAUAUUUCACUGUUCAGUUAUCUUAAAUAUCAUUUUAAUUGACACAUACUUCAAGCAGCAAGUCAAAUACAUCUUCAGUUGGAGGUUGAUACUUUAUACAAACUAUGUUAUAACUUUUGUUUUGUGAUAUCCAUGUUUCGAGAUCUAAAUAGUGGAAACAAACUUAUCACCACUAAUGACUAAAUAUGGCCAAAAACUAGAAGAUAUGCCUGUAAAUUGUCAUUUAACAAAGCUGCAUUACAUGCAUCUCUCUCCUGAGAAGGUUCGUGCUGUUGAGUCUUAAUAUUAUAGAACGUGUUCAGUGGGACACAAAAGCGAAAUCUGCUAAGUUAGUCUGCGUUUUUGUUUCACAUGUCUCUGUGUUGCCCUGACAUUGUGCACAGCAUGUCCUCCUUCAGUAAGCAGCGGCUCACACACCUCCAGCGCUCAGAGCUGCUUCACAUGCUGCCAGAUAAGCGUGAGUGUCGUGCAGUAACCCGUGCAGGAAUGUGUGCGACCAUUCGAGGAAUGAGUCCUAAUAUCAUCAUGUGUCCGAUACCGAAUUUAUUACCAUGUCAUCAGCAUUUUCCACAACCUGUGUAAAAUGCUGCAACCAAUGGUGUAUUUAAAAAGUUGUGCUGCUGGAUGGUGGCUUCGUGUAGGUGGUGGUGUGUGUGUGUGUGUGUGUUUGUGUGUGUGUGUGUAUGUGUGUGUGUGAACACUCUGCUGUACCCGCUCAGCCUUAGAAGGAAGGUCUCCGAGGAAGGCGAGACACUUGUUCCAACAUGCGCCAUUUAUUUAUUUAUUUAUUCUCAGACAACUACCCGUACUGCUUCCUCGCUAUCGCCAUGGCAACACACCUAAACUCUCCGCAUCUCGCGUUUUUUUAUUGUUUUUUUUUUCCUCCCGGGACGGCCUCCCGCUGUUCUGCUCUCACUCCGUUCAUUUUUUUUUUUUUUCCAGGCGUACUUCCAAAAUCAUGAAUAAUUGACUGCGUACUGUAUGUACACUGAGUGUGGGAGAGAGUGGUGUGGGUCCUGCAGCAGCACGGCCGGCGGUUCAUUUCUGUCUGAUCAUUUCACAAUAAAAUAACACUGAAACUCA
Mugil cephalus (flathead mullet) is the source of this 8660-nucleotide messenger RNA. It is a transcript of the gene chst11, whose product is annotated as carbohydrate (chondroitin 4) sulfotransferase 11. NCBI's taxonomy places the organism in Eukaryota, Metazoa, Chordata, Actinopteri, Mugiliformes, Mugilidae. Gene Ontology annotation, cellular component: membrane. The transcript is spliced from 4 exons. Bases 188 to 1246 code for a protein of 352 amino acids. The record is from RefSeq and is a predicted model, not a curated record. Gene Ontology annotation, molecular function: sulfotransferase activity. Gene Ontology annotation, biological process: proteoglycan biosynthetic process; carbohydrate biosynthetic process.